Molecule: messenger RNA, 5753 nt
Organism: Haemorhous mexicanus (house finch)
Lineage: Eukaryota; Metazoa; Chordata; Aves; Passeriformes; Fringillidae
Gene: IKZF5
Product: IKAROS family zinc finger 5
Exons: 5
Coding region: 212-1471 (419 amino acids)
Biological process (GO): regulation of transcription by RNA polymerase II
Molecular function (GO): DNA-binding transcription factor activity; RNA polymerase II cis-regulatory region sequence-specific DNA binding
Source: RefSeq, a predicted model, not a curated record
GAUUUCUUUUUUUUAUUGCAGGAGACACCAACAAAUGGAACACAAAUUAACUUAAGCCUACAGGAGGGUGGUGACACCUGGAAGAGGGAUAAGUGGAAAAGCUGUGCUCUGUGCUUUUUAUCUGACGUGUUGAGGUACAUUUUGGAGCAUGUUUGCUACUUAGCAGGGAACUAAAAUUCAGGCACGAGAGGUUGUAAAUGCAAGAGUCAAUAUGGGGGAAAAGAAGGCAGAACCGUUGGAUUUUGUGAAAGAUUUUCAGGAAUAUCUGACCCAGCAGACUCACCAUGUCAAUAUGAUUUCUGGAUCGGUUGCUGGUGACAAGGAAGUAGAGACUCUCCAGGGAGCUGGGACAGAAGGAGAUCAGAAUGGUCUGGAUCAUCCUUCUGUUGAAGUUUCACUGGAUGAAAACUCAGGAAUGUUGGUGGAUGGGUUCGAAAGGACUUUUGAUGGGAAGUUAAAGUGUCGAUACUGUAACUAUGCCAGCAAAGGAACAGCACGGCUCAUCGAGCACAUCAGGAUUCACACAGGGGAGAAGCCACACAGGUGCCACCUGUGUCCCUUUGCCUCGGCCUACGAGCGUCACCUGGAGGCUCACAUGCGGUCCCACACCGGGGAGAAGCCCUACAAGUGCGAGCUGUGCUCCUUCCGCUGCAGCGACCGCAGCAACCUGUCCCACCACCGCCGGCGCAAGCACAAGAUGGUGCCCAUCAAGGGCACCAGGUCUUCCCUGAGCAGCAAGAAGAUUUGGGGGGUUCUGCAGAAGAAGACCAGCAAUUUGGGCUACAGCAGAAGAGCAUUAAUUAAUCUGAGUCCACCUUCCAUGGUGGUGCAGAAACCAGACUACCUUAAUGAUUUCACCCAUGAGAUCCCCAAUAUCCAGACUGAGGCGUACGAGAGCAUGGCAAAAACCACUCCGAGCGGGGGCUUGCCAAGAGAUCCACAGGACCUCAUGGUGGAUAAUCCUUUGAACCAGCUCUCCACGUUAGCUGGACAGUUGUCCAGUUUGCCACCUGAAAACCAAAAUCCAGCCUCUCCUGACGUAGUUUCCUGUCAAGAUGAAAAGCCUUUCAUGAUACAGCAGCCUGCUGCACCUGCAGUAGUUUCAGCUGUGUCAGCAAAUAUUCCUCAGAAUUCCUCUCCAACCAGCCCUGACUCCCGGCCCACACACAAUCAGAGGAACUAUAGUCCCGUGGCAGGACCCAGCAGUGACCGCAGUGCCCACACCAGUACUCCCAGUAUCAGCAACAGCCAGCCGAGUACUCCAGCUCCAACCCUGCCUGUGCAGGACCCUCAGCUCCUGCACCACUGCCCACACUGUGACAUGUACUUUGCAGACAAUAUCCUUUACACCAUCCACAUGGGAUGCCAUGGAUUUGAAAAUCCUUUCCAGUGUAACAUUUGUGGGUGUAAGUGUAAAAACAAGUACGACUUCGCUUGCCACUUUGCAAGAGGCCAACAUAAUCAACAUUGACUGAGAACAUGCUUUUGUUUAGUUUUUUAACAUAUUACAGUCUAUUUUUCAUACUUGCUGAUGGAAAGCUUGCACAUUCCCAUAAGGAGUCUUCACAUUAAUCAGUUCAACAAAGGAGGCAAAUUAAUUUCCAUGUUCUUGUAAAACUUGCCAGGGAAAUUUUGUAUCAGAUUCAGUUGCUGUUUUAUAUGUAGCCUUUCAAAAAAAGCCAAGAGUGCUGUAAGGGUUGGAAUGCAUUUACAUGCUGUGGUUGCUAAAUUUAAGUUGCUUGCACUUAAUCCCAAUAAACAUUCUGCAAGUGGAGAAGCAGAGCGUGUGUCCUGACCCACAGGAGGUAAUUCCCAGAUUGUUUACUAGGCAAGACAAGAUAUAUUAUACAUAAAAUAUGAAAGGGCAAUGCAAUGACACAUCAUGUAGAGACAGGACAAGGAGGAAAGGCUUGAUGGUGCCAGAGGGCAGGGUUAGAUGGGAUAUUGGGAAGGAAUUGUUCCCUGGGAGGGUGGGAGGUGGGCAGCUGUGGCUGCCCCUGGAUCCCUGGCAGUGCCCAAGGCCAGGUUGGACAUUGGGGCUUGGAGCACCCUGGGACAGUGGAAGGUGUCCCUUCUUUAAGAUCCCUUCCAACCCCAACCAUUCUUUGACUUUGGAGAAAUCCUUAAAAACCUGGCUACUCAAACAAACAGAAGCAAUUUUCAUGUACAAAAUCAAUUUGAUCUAAAAGUUGCUUUAAUAUAAUGAAGGUUAAUAGUAAGUUUUUGUUUUGCAUAGUCUAAACUCUUCAUGCUAGGAUUAAACACUAAUUUAACUAUUAGCACAAAACUAGAAGAUAAUAGGUUAUUGUGAAUAAAACUAUGGUAGGAAAAAGAAAGAUCUAAAGGCCUGUCAUUCAUGAGUUAUAGAAACAAAAAAGUAAGAUACCUUAUUUUACCUACACUCUACUAAAUUUUCCAUGUCUUUGUUUUUCAGAGGAGGCAAUUUUUAGAGACAUAAUGAAGAGCCUGUAGAACUAAUAUAUAUUCUGUGAGAUUUCUAACUGCCUUAAACUGAGUUGUACAGAUAUUUAAAAUUUGCACAGUUAGACUUCUGUCCUGCUGAUAGAAGUUCUGAUAGAAACAAACAAGAAGUUUACAAAUCAAACUCCUUUGUUCAGUUUUAUGUUGGGCCAGGCUACAACUGAGAGGUUGCCUGUAUAUUUGAGAGUUGUGUAAUCCAGUUUACUGUAAAUUUUAGCUGACUUGGAGGCCUGGUUUGUCCCCUCUCCUAGGUCUGAUGUCCUUUGGGUGUGCUGGGAAUAAGGGGAAGGACUUCUGGCUUUUUCUGGGCUCCAUGUAGGAUGCAAAGGAAAACUGACUGACUACACUGAAGUUGUUUUUAGGAAUUGUGGAUGGCAAAUGAUAACUGAAGUUGUUGAUUUUGUUUCAUAGUGUACACUCAUCUUUAGAAGUCCUCAGGCUAAAGGACAGGCACUUUAACAUAAACCUGAGUAAAACAUCUAAUUAAAAUGAAUAAUAACUUUAUGUGCUAGAUAAGAAUUUGAGACAUUAAAAAUAAAGGAAGAACUGUUACUUUUCCCAUAUUUAGACAUGCACUUUUGCCUUGGUUUGUCCUACUUGAGACAAAUUAAAGCUUCCCUUAUCUAUUCCCCUUUUCCUAUCAGCCAACCAUGUUUUGUUAAAAGCAAGGAGAUUUUAUUAAUGUUCCAUAAGUCAGAGGUUGGAAUCUCAACAGGAAGUUUUUGGCUUAUUCAAAUUUAUAUUUUUAUGCUAAAACUUCCUGAAACCAAUGGAAAAACUUAGAUUGAUCAGGGUGAGAUCAAUGCAGGAAAACCACCUGUGUAAGAAUUUGAGCUGUAGAAGUAAUUUUGACUUUAAUUAAAUAGAAAUUUGGAUACCAGACGUGUUUCUGUCUGCCUGACUGACCUACUGUUGAAUUUCUGUGCUUGAGGAACUGGGUUCUUUCUUGGCUGUGCAGUCUUGAAGUAAUGAGGUCAGAAAUCUGCCACUGGAGUGGUUCCAGUGUAGUGAAGAUGAACAAUAACACUGUCAUCCCUAAAAAUUGUUUUGUUUUCAGGCCUGGUUCAGAAUUUGUUUUGCUGGAUUUGUAAGACAGCAUGUAAUUUGCAUUUUUCACCAGGACACUCUGUAAUUCCAAAAAAAUUGUCACUUUAUACUUUUUAGAUUUAUUUUCUAAGUAAAACUGCAAGUCUGUUCGUGUAAACAUCCUUUAUUUUAAGGAGUAAAAGCUGACUGAACUGGAAUCCAGUUAGAAGUUACUGCUCCUGGACAGGUUUUGGAAUCAAAAUUUUUUCCAGUCAAAGAGGGCAGAAAUGGUGGCUCUCUUUGGAUCACACAUUGAACAAUUCUACAAUUUAAAUUUGGCUCAAAUGUAGUGUUAAGAGAAGACUGCAAGACUUUACAAUUAGUAAUUUAUGGAAGUGGUUUUCCUUGCCUUUUUGGUAGAUGAUGCACUCUCCUAUUCCUAAGCUCUGGCAUUCCCAAGGAAACUUGUGGCAUGCUGGUGCUCCAGGGAGCACCUUUCAAUACUGAGUGAUCACAGCAGCCAAGUGCUCCUUGGCUUCUGGAUUUUUCCCUGCUGGUUUUGUAGAAAGAGUCAUUUCCAUGGGCACAGAUGUGGUUUCUGACCUCUGGGGCUGCUGUUGGUAGUGUUCAGGUUGUUAGAGGCUUCUCUUUGUCUCAUCAUUUGGUGAUUUAGAGAAAUGACUCCUGAACCACGAUGGCCUUGGGCAGAACUCAGGACAGGUCACUAAUGGAGGAGUUGGGAGCAGGAGGAAGCCUGCAGGAUCUCAUGGAAAAGGGGUCCUUGUUUAGGAGGGGAUCCCAUUGUGGGGAAUGUAUGUUCUUAACAACAGAACUCAGCGUGAAAAAAAUCUAUGCCCAAGCCUUGCAAGUCAUUGUUUGGAAGGAUUUUCCUGCUGCUGCCUGGACACCACUGGUUCUGCUCUGGAGUGACUAAGGGAAAGAUUAGUUGGGACAUCUCUGAACUGCUGAGAAAUGAAAAAGCUCUUUGUUUCCUUGGGCAAACUCAUCAUUGCAGGGGGGGGUCUUGGGCAGCAGCAGCAGCUUUGGUGCUGGGGUGGAUCCUUGUGUCCUUCCCAGGACUGUUCCAGUUCCAUGAUCACACUGUGUGUUCUGUUGUGCCAAACACUGCCCUGACAUCACUGUCCCCUCUUGUCAGCUGAGGAGCUUUGGAAGGUGUAUUUUCCUAUUUUUCAUAAUUUACACAUGUAAUUUAGAGACCAGAGCUGGUACUGGCAAAUUCUUUCCAAGUGUGAUCCCUUGCACAAGCAGGCCUUACCCAGAGUCAGUGAGGGAGACUUGUCCAGGAUUCUGGGAUUGAGUCCUUUGUUAGAAGAACUUUUCAUAUUGAGUCCUCCAUGUGCUACUCUGCACUCUUGUUUUGGUGGUUUUUUAAAAACCCAAAUCCUCACAUUAUAAGGUGAUUAGCAUUUUAACUGUUAUUAAUGGAGGUUUGGAGAGGAGAUGGAAUUAUUCCAUAGCUCAGUUCUGUUAAGUUCUGUAGUUGCAAAACAUGAACUUUGUGGGGGUUUUGUUUUUAUUGUCACAGAUUAUUUUACAGCUUUGUGGACAUUUCUAACAUGCACUACUUAUAGCACUCUUAAUACACACUUCCUGUUUUGAGACUGAAUAUUCCAAUGAACAUCUGAAUAUUUGAACAUCUUCGUUAUCUCAGUUAAUAUUCAACAGUGAAGGAGGCAAUAGGAAAAAUAUUUGAUUUUUUUCACAGACACAUGUUUAGAUGAAGAGGAUUUAGACAGAAAAUGUUGAUUGGCUUUUUAAUAAUAAAACUCAGUGCUGGGACACUUUCCAGCAGUGUUUGCCAGCCAAAUAAUCUGUUACUGUUUGUUUUGCUCCAGAAUGUUUUGGAGGUUUGCUUUUUGUUUCUUUUUGACAAAGGGAAUGUAAUUUAGAAGUCUUCACUGGCAAGUUCUCUACUAAUUUUAAGCUUCUUUGAAAAUCUACAGCAAAUUAUGUUCUGCUGCAGGAAAUCUCUCUCCUGCUAAAGCAUCUUUCAUUGAGCAAUCUUUGUGUAUGUGCUUCUAAGUACCUACUUUGUUAAUAAUAUGUAUUUCAGUGUAAAGAGCAGAUCUUAUGCAAAAAUGAAAGCUGUUAGAGUUGUAAAAUAAAUUUUAAUGUUAGUGAACGUUUCUGAGACGACAAGGUUUAUUCUGAAAUAACUCUAUCUCGUGUAGUUCAUGUUGUGAAGCAUUGCUUUUGUAAGAUAUGAAUAAAAUAACACUUUCUAA